AUAUGUAUCCCAAGCAAAACAGGAGGCCAGAAGUGGGAAUUUAGAAGAAUCUAUCCAAUUGUUCCAACAGGCUCUUGAAAUCCAUUUCAGUGAAAAGCUGACAGCGAAUAUUAAAAAGUUAGAGGAAGCCCUGGCUGCUCUGGCUGUGGACCAGAAUGACGAUAGCUUUGUGGAUGUGUGUCAGAGUGGACUGAUGCUGUAUGGAGAAAUGCACGACAAGCUUUUUCAUCAUCAGAGAGAAGGGGUUGCUUUCUUGUACAAGUUAUAUCAAGACAGAAGGAAGGGUGGCAUCUUGGCAGAUGACAUGGGACUUGGGAAGACUAUUCAGAUCAUUGCGUUCCUCUCAGGUAUGUUUGAUGCAGAACUCAUCCGUUCCGUGUUGCUCAUUGUCCCAACCAGCCUUCUGAAUAACUGGAUGAAAGAGUUUGCGAAGUGGACUCCAGGCCUGCGAGUGAAAGUCUUUCACGGGACCAGCAAAGCUGAACGUGAAAAACAUCUGGAGCAAAUCCAGAGGAGAAAGGGCACCUUGCUCACAACCUACAAGAUACUCCUCAACAGCUGGAAGCAGCUUUCUAGCUUUAGUGGGAAAGAGUUUGUUUGGGACUAUGUCAUUCUUGAUGAAGCGCAUAAAAUUAAAACCUCAUCUGCCAAAACGACAAAAUCUGUUUAUGCCAUUCCUUCCAGAAACCGCAUCCUUCUCACGGGGACGCCAGUCCAAAACAAUCUCAAGGAACUGUGGGCUCUCUUUGACUUUGCUUGUCAAGCUUACAGGAUCGGCCAAAAAGAGAAUGUCAUAAUCUACCGGUUGAUUACCUGUGGGACAGUGGAAGAGAAGAUCUAUAGAAGACAAGUCUUCAAAGAUUCCUUAAUACGUCAAAGCACAGGAGACAAGAAAAAUCCCUAUCGUUAUUUCACUAUGCAAGAGAUAAGAGAGUUGUUCAUCUUAGAAGACACACGAAGCUCAGCAACACAGCUGCAAUUGCAGUCCUUACACGCCACCCAAAGAAAAACAGAUGCUCAGUUGGAUGAGCAUAUUGCAUAUAUCCAUUCGCUGGAGAUAUUUGGCAUUUCUGAUCAUGAUUUGAUGUACACACAUGAAAUAGCACAUGAUGAAGCUGAAAAUGAAGAAGCCCACAACUACAUUGAAUGCAGAGUCCAAAAAGCCCAAGAGUUGGUACAACUAGAAUCACAGUUGAAUGAUCAACUGAUGAGAAAUACCAGAAACAUGACUGAAGGAGCAUGGCUGAGAGAUACGGAGUCAUCCACCCAGCCAAACAAACCACUAAAGUCUUCACCAAGUGACACUCUUGUACCAUCCAUAUCUGAAGAAACAAGCCCAAGAGUCGUGGAAUCAUCCACUCCCUCAAAGAAGAAAUCACCAAAUUCUUCUCCAGGUCCUGGGGAUGGCCCACCUGUAGUUAUUGGUCCUGUAAUCAGUAAUGAAGUUGUUGAUCUUGUAAGCGAUGAUGACAAUGAUCUUGUUAGUGAUACGGCCAAUCUGAGCUCUAAAAUGACCAGUCUGAUUACUGAAGUUGAGGCCAUUGAACAAAUAGUUCAGAAUAUUUUGAAUAUGGAUGUCUUGCCUUCCGAGGAAAAAGAACACCACUUUCCCGGAUUCCAAGGAUGUGACCUAAAGCAAGGGAUAGGUCCUGUAUCCCCUUUUCAGAGUCACUCGGUAUCUAACAAGGAGAACUACAGUCCUGAAUCCAACGCAGUCUUUGAUCUACCUGCCAAGGAUACAGAUGAUGAGCAAAUGGUUUUCCAUAUAACUAAUACAGAUGUUCUGCAUUCCAAGAACAAAGAAUAUGACCCAACCACGUUGCAAAAAGAUGAGCAAAAUGAGAGUCUAAAUGUUGUAUCCUCAUUUCCCCAAGCCUUUUCAUUAUCUAUUGAAGGCAAUACCAACUCUGAAUCCAAAAUGAUCUCUUGCGAUCCAUCUCCAAAAGCAAGAAGUGAGCUUAAAGAAAUGGCACAUGAUGAAGCUGAAAAUGAAGAAGCCCACAGCUACAUUGAACGGAGAGUGCAAAAAGCCCAAGAGUUGGUACAACUAGAAUCACAGUUGAAUGAUCAGCUGAUGGGAAAUAUCAGAAACAUGACUGAAGGAGCAUGGCUGAGAGAUACGGAGUCAUCCACCCAGCCAAACAAACCACUAGAGUCUUCACCAAGUGACACUCUUGUACCAUCCAUAUCUGAAGAAACAAGCCCAAGAGUCAUGGAAUCAUCCACUUCCUCAAAGAAGAAAUCAUCAAAUCCUUCUCCAAGACCUGUGGAUGCCCCACCUGCAGUUAUUCAUCCUGUAAUCAGUAAUGAAGUUGCUGAUCUUGUAAGCAAUAAUGACAGUGAUCUUGCUAGUGAUAUGGCCAAUCUUAGCUUUAAAAUGACCAGUCUGAAUAUUGAAGAUGAGGCCUUUCAACAAAUGCUUCAGACUAUUUGGAAUGUGGAUGUCUUGCCUUCCGAGGAAAAAGAACACCACUUUCCAGGAUUCCAAGGAUGUGACCUAAAGCAAGGGAUAGGUCCUGUGUCCCCUUUUCAGAGUCACUCGGUAUCUAACAAGGAGAACUACAGUCCUGAAUCCAACGCAGUCUUUGAUCUACCUGCCAAGGAUACAGAUGAUGAGCAAAUGGUUUUCCAUAUAACUAAUACAGAUGUUCUGCAUUCCAAGAACAAAGAAUAUGACCCAACCACAUUGCAAAAAGAUGAGCAAAAUGAGAGUCUAAAUGUUGUAUCCUCUUUUCCCCAAGCCUUUUCAUUAUCUAUUGAAGGCAAUACCAACUCUGAAUCCAAAAUGAUCUCUUGCGAUCCAUCUCCAAAAGCAAGAAGUGAGCUUACAGAUAUCCAGAUGAAACUGUUGCAGCAGUCAGUUGUGUAUCCUUCUGAUAAUGACAUGCACCAAACUGAGACUGAAAUGUUCCUUGAUGCUCUUCCAAGCUUUCAUGGAGAUGCCUGCAAAAUUAAUGAAUUAGAUGCUAUAGCACCACAUGAGACAAUGGCUAAGAAAAUUUCAGAAAGCAGUGCACUACAGAAAUCGGGAUUGAGAGAAACCGUGCAGGGCAAGGAGUCUCCUGCUACUUUCUCCUAUCCAGUCAAUUUCAGCCUUGCCUUGGAGGAUUCUGAGGUUGGACCACAAACCACCUCAGGAAAAGACAUGUCACUGGAAGAGACAGAAAAUGAAAGAUUCCAGCUGAGGUUGGAUAGCCACUGUAGCUGUGCAGCUGAAUCUGUUUGGGGAGAAUAUGGAGGCAACAGAAGCCUCCAGACUAGCAAAGGUGUAAAGGGCUCUGUGGUCAUGGAUAAUUCCAACAGCCGAUGUGAUGCUUUGAUGGAUAGUAGAGAGAGUUUUGGGUGGGAGAAAAAGACACCUAUUAGACUUAUUGUUUUGGAUGAUGAGGAGGAAGAGGAUAAAUUAAUAGAUGACCUGGAUGGGAGUUAUUUUAAAGAUGUUUCUGCCUUGAACAAGCCAGAUGGAAUUUGUAUGUCUACGCCAAAGGCCAAUGGGCCCAUGGCUGAGAUUUGUUUUUCUCCAAGAGUCAAAGUGAAUGGAAGAAGAUCAACAGCUUCUCAACAAUCCCUUUUUUAUAUGGUCUUAGAGGAACUGGAGGCUGCAGCAGAAGUAGGAUCUGCCAGCAAUGUAUCAUAUGAUAAGUCUGAAAGAGUUGAAAGAGAGCUAACCCAAAAUUACACUGACUGAAUGUCAGGGGUUAUCUAGCAGACCCUUUCAAUUCUUUAUCAUGGUUUGCUUCUUUUCAUUUCAAUGGUAGUUCCUGAGUGAGAGACUCUUUCAGUUUCCAUCAAUCACUUCCUCUUCGGUAUGGCCAAAAUGCUGGAUUUUGGAGACUCAGUUCUCCUUGAGGUAGCUAAUCUUUGGAUGGGCGGUAUCACCUGAGACCAUUAUCACAAUGAUGCAUGGGCCUCAUACUCAAAAAAAAAAAAAAAAA
Messenger RNA from Python bivittatus (Burmese python), 3935 nucleotides. The record is from RefSeq and is a predicted model, not a curated record. NCBI's taxonomy places the organism in Eukaryota, Metazoa, Chordata, Lepidosauria, Squamata, Pythonidae.